CAAACAAAAUCUGACACGUUGAGGGGAAGACAACAGACUAUUUUUGUUGAAGAUUGCCUUGUUAUGUUGUAACCCCGUUAUUAUUUUCACAGUAUUCGUUAAAUAAUGUCUGGGGAAGAUCGCAAGAAGCUCGAUAUGACUCCAGAGGAGAUGAAACGGUUCGGGGAGGCGAUGAAAAAGGAAGAAUUCAGAAAAUUACUCGCAGAGUAUGCCGAAGAAAUAUCAAAUCCUGAAAACCGCAAAAAAUAUGAAGAAGAGAUUACACAACUAGAAAAUGAAAGAGGUAUGGAUAUAAAAUUCAUUACUCCUGAACCCGGCCAUGUUAUAAAAUCACUUAUUAAUAACAAGAAAAAGGCUUUUAUAAAUAUCUGCAAAAAUGAAAACAUUGGGAAGCCAACAUUUACUAAAGAGAAUGGCCCUGACCGUUUUGGAAUCAACUGGGCAAUCCCCCAUUCUUUAGCUAGACCUCGCGAAGACUUCGAUCUCAAAGGUGAAAAAUGCUUUGUGUAUGAUGUCGUGUUUCACCCGGACACUUACCGAAUGGCACAGUCUAACUCUAAGUUUAAAAAGCUUGUACACGAUACAGCGAUAGAAGCCAUUGAGGAACAUUUUAAUGUCACAUUGGAUAAAAAGAUAAGUACACCCAAAGUGAAAAACAAUUUCAAAGGAGUUAGAACCCCUACUGUGGUUCGAACCCGGCGAGAAGAUGGAUCGACCAAAACCGCAGACGACUCUGACAGCAUUUUGAACAGUAUGCCUUAUCCAUAUGACCCUAAUAAGACAACCAAAGAAUUAACUGAGGAAUGGGUGGAAAAAAGGUAA
Octopus sinensis (East Asian common octopus) is the source of this 822-nucleotide messenger RNA. RefSeq names its product protein kintoun-like. The transcript has a single exon. Gene Ontology annotation, cellular component: cytoplasm. Lineage: Eukaryota; Metazoa; Mollusca; Cephalopoda; Octopoda; Octopodidae. Bases 106 to 822 code for a protein of 238 amino acids. The record is from RefSeq and is a predicted model, not a curated record.